Molecule: messenger RNA, 2950 nt
Organism: Dunckerocampus dactyliophorus (ringed pipefish)
Lineage: Eukaryota; Metazoa; Chordata; Actinopteri; Syngnathiformes; Syngnathidae
Gene: glsa
Product: glutaminase a
Exons: 18
Coding region: 557-2020 (487 amino acids)
Biological process (GO): L-glutamine catabolic process
Molecular function (GO): protein binding; glutaminase activity
Source: RefSeq, a predicted model, not a curated record
GAGAAGAUGAGUCACUCUCGGUUGAUCCGUGUAGCACCGCUUCUCGCUGCUGCCAGGAGGGCAUCUUCUUCCACCCAAGACACGUUUGCAGCACUUGCAGCACCUUCAGCAAUGCAGUUCACCACUCAAGAUUGAGAUGAGCAAUUGAGCCUUAAAAGAAAAGCAGGCACUAAUGAGGCCAGCUGCUGUUCCAGAUGUUGCAGAUAUUCCACCUUUGACCUGUCAAAUCCUCAUUAUGGGAACGAGGUUAUGGUGAAGUUGAGGUCAUGCUGAAUAAGUUCUGUCCAUAUAGAUGUGUGUAAAUUAUUCCUGAGUGCUCAUUGUCACAAGUCAUUAAUAUUUUUUCUGCACAUUCUCUCCCUCAUGUUGAUCUGCUUGCUUUACAUUGAGAAGGAAGGCAGGCAUUCUGCCCAGUCUGGAGGACCUGCUCUUCUAUACAAUAGCUGAAGGCCAAGAAAAGAUCCCAGCACAUAAAUUCACCACAGUGAGUUGUAUACCAGUAUAAGCUCUCAAAGCCACGGGGCUUCGCACAGGUGACCCCCGGCUCAAAGAAUGUAUGGAGAUGCUGAAGGUCACCUUGAAAACAACCUCAGACGGAGCCCUGGACAGACAUCUCUUCAAGAAAUGUGUGCAGAGCAACAUAGUCCUGCUCACUCAGGCCUUCCGAAAAAAGUUUGUCAUCCCAGACUUUCAGCCCUUCUGCAGCCAUAUGGACGACCUCUAUGAGAACGCCAAGAACCUGUCUGGAGGACAGGUGGCUGACUACAUUCCCCAGCUGGCCCGCUUCAGCCCAGACUUGUGGGCCGUAGCACUAUGCACCGUGGACGGUCAGAGGCACACGGUUGGCGACACCAAGGUUCCCUUCUGUCUGCAGUCCUGUGUCAAGCCGCUGAAAUACGCCAUCGCCGUACAUGACCAUGGGACGGAGUAUGUGCACCGAUUUAUUGGCAAAGAACCCAGCGGCCUGCGAUUCAACAAGCUCUUCUUGAAUGAGGACGAUAAACCACACAACCCCAUGGUGAAUGCCGGUGCCAUUGUGUGCACAUCCCUCAUUAAGCAAGGAGCGAGCAACGCUGAGAAGUUUGAUUACGUCAUGAACUUCAUGAACAAACUGGCCGGAAACGAGUAUGUUGGCUUCAGCAACGCCACGUUCCAGUCAGAGCGCGAGUCUGGAGACAGAAACUUUGCCAUCGGCUACUACCUGAAGGAGAAGAAGUGUUUUCCAGAGGGAACAGACAUGACCUCCAUCUUGGACUUCUACUUCCAGUUGUGCUCCAUCGAGGUGACCUGUGAGAGCGCCAGCGUCAUGGCAGCCACCCUCGCCAACGGCGGCUUCUGUCCCAUCACAGGAGAGCGGGUACUGAGCCCGGAGGCAGUGCGGAACACUCUGAGCCUGAUGCACUCGUGUGGAAUGUAUGAUUUCUCCGGGCAGUUUGCCUUCCACGUGGGUCUGCCAGCGAAAUCUGGCGUGGCCGGCGGGAUCCUGCUGGUCGUUCCAAACGUCAUGGGCAUCAUGUGUUGGUCUCCUCCUCUCGACAAGCUGGGCAACAGCGUCAGAGGCAUCCAGUUCUGCACGGACUUGGUGUCCCUCUUCAACUUUCACAACUACGAUAAUCUCAGACACUUUGCAAAGAAGCUGGAUCCUCGUCGAGAGGGUGGAGACCAGAGAGUGAAGUCCGUGAUUAAUCUGUUGUUUGCUGCCUACACUGGAGACGUGUCCGCCCUCAGGAGGUUUGCGUUGUCCUCUAUGGACAUGGAGCAGAGGGACUAUGACUCCAGGACGGCUCUGCACGUGGCAGCAGCUGAAGGCCACGCUGAAGUGGUUCGCUUCCUGCUGGAGGCCUGCAAGGUCAACCCGGUCCCCCGAGACAGGUGGGGAAACACGCCGAUGGACGAGGCGGUCCACUUCGGCCACCACGACGUGGUGACCAUCCUGCGCGAUUAUCACAACCUGUACAGUCCUCAGGAGAGCCCGGCAACAAAGGAGAACGCAGAGAAGAACCUAGACGGCAUGCUGUAAAGGAGGGGACGCUGGUCUGAUGACAAAAGCUCUUAAUGUCGUCGUCGGUGGUGGUGUUGUGCUGCAUUCCUCUGUGUCCUCUUGACCUCCACUCAACUUCUAGUUUUGCUUGGGAGUUUUACUGUCGUUUGUGUUUUUGAUAGGCUUUACUUUUGUGAUAACGUGGAGGAUGCUACCAGCCAAAAGCUGAAUGCUGGCUUCAUUUAGUGGCAGCUGGUUAUGUUUUUACCCUGAAAAGAAAGUAGACGAGUACAUCAGACAAAACGGUCCUCCCUUUUUAUCGCCAUGUGGUGGAAUGUAACCUCCCUCAACACUUGGCAAGUUAUGUAUUUGUAUUUAUUUCAGCGACAAGUCAGUGUUUGUGUGUGUGUGUGUGUUUGUGUAUAAAUAGGUAUAUUGUGGCUUUCCAUGGGACACAUGAUGUGAGUCUGUACAGUAUUUAAACUGUAAAAUAUGAUUGUUUGCGCUGUGGAAUAUUUAACACAGUUGUACUUAUUUAUUUGCUAUUUAUUCCGUAUUGUUAAACCGUUAGCCAAAGUUUGUUGUGUGACAGUACAGCAGAUGUCACUGCCAGCCUCAUCAAUCAUCGCAGAGCUUUUUGGUCCUUCACCUAAAAUGAAGGUUUUCAUUAUUUUCCUGUAAAUGUUGUGACAGUUUUUACAUGUUUGUAGCACAGAUUGUGAACUCGUACUAUACGGUUGCUUCUCAGGAAGGAAACUUGGAGAAAGCAAGAGAAUGGUUAACGUGUGUGUGGAUGUUGACGGAAAUAAUCGAAGCACAAUCAAUGCCCAGUAUUUCUGACACAUUUGUCACGCAUGAAUGCUGUUGGUUGUAAGGAACGCAGACGUGACUGUUUGUUGUUGCUGCUGUGACUGGAUAUAUAUAUAUAUAUAUAUAUAUAUAUAUAUAUAUAUAUAUAUAUAUAUAUAU